CUAUCAGGUCCACUGAUGCAAAAACUGAAGCUCUCUCAUACGUUCCUCCUGAGAUUUUGAGCAACAGACCUUAUGAUGACAAAUCUGAAAUCUGGAGUCUGGGCUGUAUCAUCUAUGAGAUGUGCAUGCAGAAGUGUGCUUUUCCAGGAAGAAACAGAGUUGAGAUUAUUUCAAAGAUACUGAGCUGCUCCUACAAAGCUCUGCCACGUACCUUCUCUAAGGACCUUCGUCAGCUGGUAACAGACACACUUCAGACUGAUCCAGCGAAUCGACCGUCUGUCAGUGAGAUCUUGAUAAGGCCUUUCAUUAUUAAAUACCUUUAUGAAAAGAGCACACAAACUAUUAAAGAGCUUAAUGUGCGUAAAAAAUAUGAAGACACUCUAGAGACACUUAAUGUGUCUUUAGGCAGUCAAGAGACACCUAAAGAGGCUAAAGUCAGUCUAAAGGUACUGGAAGAGCUGGCUGAUGAUUUGGAGACAGUCCACUACAACACAACGGUUGGCAGUCUCACAGGAGGAGUAGUAGGUCUGGCUGGAGGAAUCACAUCUAUAGUUGGACUUAUUCUCACUCCAUUCACUCUUGGAGCUUCUCUGAUUGUGACAGGAGUGGGAAUCGGUGUGGCUGUCGCUGGUGGAGUCACAGCUGGUGUGAGCAAUGUGACAAAGAUGGUUAACCAGCGUUCAAACCGCCAAAAGAUCAAAAUGAUUAUUGCAGAGCUACAAGAAAAAAUUACCUCCACAAGCUGCUGCAUCCAAAUCAUCCAAAUAGCAGUGGAAAUUGAACAAAUGAGAUUACACAAUAGCAGAAUAUCAUUGUCCAAUGCACAGUCUGAUGAGAAUGUGUUUGCAAAUGCUGGAGCUCGACUUGGACGAGGGCUGGGAGGGAUUUCAGAGCUCAUACGUUUAGCUGAAGUCGCAAGUAUUGGGAGAGUUGCAGCUCAGACCGCAAGAUCUGUUCGUGUUGCUGGAGAGGUUUCAGGCAUUCUGUCUGGACUUUUUGUAGCUGUUGAUAUCUUCUUUAUUGCCCUCGACUCCAAAGAAAUUCACAAACUCCGCAGCGAUUAUGCUUCAAUAGCGACCAGACAAGAAUCAAGCACUAGGUCAACUGAGAGUGAAUCAGGGCACAGUGACACAGAAAACCAGUCAUCACAGCUGCAGUCUGAAAUCAUGAAGUUUGUGACCAAAAUAAGGGAGGCUGUAAAGGAGCUAAAUAAGAUUAUGAAUGAUUUAAAUAAAGAACUGGAAAGUCUUAGAACUGCGUUACCAAACAGUUACAAUUAAGAAUUACGAGAGUGGCACUCUAUAAUACUCAUUAUAUUCCUUCAGUGUCCAAGUAUUGAUUAUAGUAGAAGCAUAUAUGGGAAUAGUUGAGCAUAUAUUCUGGGUUUUUAUUAUGUAAUUUCUAGUAUGGCUAUUAAUCAGAGAAAACAUUUCAAGAGGAAAAUAAAGUGAUCUCAUUUUAAUUAAUUAACAAUUUAUAAAUUUUAUUAAAUUAGUGUUUGUAUGGCUCAAGUGGUAGAGCAUUGCAUUAGCAGCGCAAGGUUGUGGGUUCAAUUCCCAGGGAACA
Messenger RNA from Carassius carassius (crucian carp), 1566 nucleotides. RefSeq lists its product as uncharacterized. The transcript is spliced from 4 exons. NCBI's taxonomy places the organism in Eukaryota, Metazoa, Chordata, Actinopteri, Cypriniformes, Cyprinidae. Gene Ontology annotation, molecular function: lipid binding. Gene Ontology annotation, biological process: lipoprotein metabolic process; lipid transport. The coding region runs from base 120 to 1280 and encodes 386 amino acids. The record is from RefSeq and is a predicted model, not a curated record. Gene Ontology annotation, cellular component: extracellular region; membrane.